This is a messenger RNA of Telopea speciosissima, 735 nucleotides long. Its product is annotated as protein FAR1-RELATED SEQUENCE 5-like. Lineage: Eukaryota; Viridiplantae; Streptophyta; Magnoliopsida; Proteales; Proteaceae. The transcript is spliced from 3 exons. The record is from RefSeq and is a predicted model, not a curated record. The coding region runs from base 1 to 735 and encodes 244 amino acids.
AUGAAACAUGACGAUGGAUUAUCGUAUACUAUUGUCGAUGGAUCUAUGGCAGAGGUUAUUAUACCAUAUAGGGACUUAGAGGAUGCGUAUGCUAAUGAAGGUCCCAUUGAUAUGGAGGAAGCUCUUCGAUUAGAUGUGGAAGAUAUUGAAAAGGAAUUAAAUAGUAGUGACAUGGUAGUUGAUGAUGGAAGUGAUAUAACCAAUGGAGAUAUAGCAGAUCAUUAUUUUGCCAAUGCAAACGAUGCAUAUGAAUUUUAUAACAAUUAUGCUCGGAAGAUGGGAUUUAGUGUUCGGAAAUCUAAAGUGGAGAGGUCAAAGAAACGGAAAGAAGGAAUGGACGAGGAGGGGGAUAUCUUGUCUCGCAUGUAUGUUUGUAGUAGGGAAGGUUUUAAGGAUUGCAAAGAUAGAAGACAAGAAGGGAGAGAUGUUACUUGUCGAGUUGAUAGUAGAGUUGGUUGCCCUGCUCGUCUGCGGGUAAAAUCAGUUGAAGGGGGCUUGGUUGUUGACCAAUUUAUUUCAGGCCACAACCCUAGCCUCGUGGCACCCGCUGAAAUUUAUUGGCUUCGAUCACAUCAAUGGCUCUCAGACUUGGUUGUACAGAUUGCAACCACUCUAGAUGAUUGUGGUAUUGGACCGACAACUAUUUAUGAGGUUGUGAAAUCUAUGUCUGGUGGGGCCUCCAAGGUAGGUUUGCCAGAGUUGGCAUUUAAGAAUUUUAUGAAGAGGCAAAAUUAG